AUGAGUGGGACGUACAAGGAUCCCAAGGGUAAAGGCCUUGAAGAAGAGGAAGACAUUGAUGAUAAUCAGGAUGUUAGAACAUUGCUUGGUGAUCAGGCUGCUCAUUUGACAUAUAUGAGAGAUGAAGGUGUAUUGGAAGGAAGCACAAUAGCUGAUGGUGAUGAGUUUUUAAAAGUUGGCGCACAAAAUCAUCAUAGAUCACCAUCAAAUGAUCAUCAUUUGAAGACACAAAUAUCACAGCUUCAAUACAAUAAUAAUAGAAUUGCGUUAGACAGAUCGAUCCAAACUACUGUUCAAAUUUUGGGUGAAUUACAAGUUGAGAAUAAAGAAAGACCAUUAUUUUAUCCAUCACACGAUUUACCUGAUGAGCUGUUAAACAGCAGAAAGGCACAUUUAGCAUUGAUCAGGAAGAAUUCAAUACAAUCAGUUAAAUCCAUCCAGAAGCAAGUUGAAGAAAUGUCUAAUGAAGAUUCUCCAGAGUUGAAAAUUUUAAAGUUAAAUAUUAAGUUAGAUAACAAUCAAAUAUCCAAAUUAGAUAAAUCUGCUAUUGGUCAACUAUUGGAUGAAAAGAUCUUUCAAAUUAGUAAACAUUUGUUAUCACUAAAGGAAAGAAUUGAUGAUACAUCUUCAAAAGUUUUUGUUACUGGUGAUUUGAACUCAGGGAAAUCAACAUUCUGUAAUGCUUUGUUAAGAAGAAAAGUAUUACCCGAAGAUCAACAACCAUGUACAUCUGUCUUCUGUGAAGUUAUUGAUGCUAGAGAGAACAGUGGGCUAGAAGAAGUACACGCUGUUACUAUUGGUAACACCUACAAUAUCAAAGAUGAAAGCACAUAUAAGAUCUAUCCAUUGAAAGAACUUGAAGAUUUGGUGUCUGAAUGUGAUAAAUUUUCUAUUUUGAAAGUUUACGUUAAUGAUAGAAGAACAGUAGAUCAAAGUUUACUCAGAAACGGUGUUGUUGAUAUUGCCCUCAUUGAUGCACCAGGUUUAAAUCUUGAUUCUUAUCAAACUACUGAAGUCUUCUCAAGACAGGAAGAGAUUGAUUUGGUGGUUUUUGUUGUUAGCGCAGAGAAUCAUUUUACACUUUCAGCAAAGGAAUUUAUCGCAGCAGCUGCCAAUGAAAAAAAGUUGAUUUUCAUUGUAGUUAAUAGAUUUGACAAUAUCAAGGACAAGAAUAAGUGUAUGACAAGAAUUCUAGAUCAAGUUCAAAGAUUAUCACCUGAUACCCAUAAAGAUGCUAGAGACUUUGUUCAUUUUGUCUCUUCUGGUGACGUUGUUGAUCAUUUACCAAAUGAUAACGGCGAGGAUCCUGGUGUUGGUGGAAGUGGAGAUGGAGAUGGAAACGGUGACAACAAUCCAGAUGAUAGAAUACAUCCGGACUUCGAUCAUUUGGAAAGCAGUUUACGGGAUUUCGUUUUACAAAAAAGAGCUCUUUCAAAAUUACAACCUGCUAAAACGUACAUUACCAAGUUAUUAAGUGACAUUGAGACAUUAUCUUCGAUAAACCAAAGAAUGUAUUUGAACGAUAAGGAUGAAAUGACUACAAAACUUAAUGAAAUCUCACCUGCAUAUGAAGAUAGUUUGGUUAAAAGCGUGAAAGUGAAUGAGAAGAUUGAAAGUGUUAUAGAGAAAACUUCUCAAUUGGUCUAUGACAUCACAAAGGAUAAUAUCAACACCACACUUGACAAUGUUGGUGAUCAUCCAAUAGUCCCAUACUAUGGUAUCUUGAAUCUUGUUGAUUAUACGAUUGAUACACAACGAGAAAUCACAAAGAAAAUUCUUGAUUCAGUUAGUGCAAGUGAAGAAUUUGCUCGUAACAAAACCAGUGAAGGUAUUGAAACCAUAAGAAAGUAUGGUAAAGAUGCUUUAGGUGAAGAGUAUAACAACGAGAAGAUAUUCAAGGCCGAGUUUAUGUUCAGCAGACGGAAAGAUACCAUUAGCAGAAAUCUUAAUGACAAUAUUGAAAUUUCUGAUUUCUUUGAUCCAUCUUUCGAAAGUUUCUUGACCGUUUUCAACUUUGAUUCUAAAAUAAAAGAGCAGGCUUUAGUCUGGAAAGAUUCUGCUUACUCUGUUGGAUUAUAUGCUGCUUCUGGUGCUUUGACAACUGGUUCUUUGAUUAAAGGUGUUUUCCAUUAUGGUUCGUUCUUUUCAUUCAAAACAUUGCGUUAUUUGGUUUUACCAGUUUCAAUUGGUGUCGGAUUGGUCUCUUUAACAUACUUGAUUCUUGAUAUUCCAAGAGCUUUACCAAGAAAGUUGGCAAAGAAGAUUAAACGUCAAGUUAAAGAAUUAGAGUAUCCUCAUCAAAAUGCAAGCAGAAUAUCCAAAGAAUGCCGUAAAGUAUUGAAAUACCCAGCUAGAGAAGUUCAAAAUAGCUUUCAAACAUCUUUAGAUAAACAUGUUGUAAGAAAAGAAAAGAUUUUAAAAGCUAUUAAAGAUGCUGAUGUUGCUUCUGCUUUCUUCGGUAAAUUACUGAAAAGAUCUUUAGACCAAAAGAAGCUAGUGGAAAGUUUUGAUCUUGAAGCAAUUGCUACCGUUGAAUAA
Molecule: messenger RNA, 2538 nt
Organism: Hansenula ciferrii
Lineage: Eukaryota; Fungi; Ascomycota; Saccharomycetes; Phaffomycetales; Wickerhamomycetaceae
Gene: FZO1
Product: mitofusin
Exons: 1
Coding region: 1-2538 (845 amino acids)
Biological process (GO): mitochondrial fusion
Cellular component (GO): mitochondrial outer membrane
Molecular function (GO): GTPase activity; GTP binding
Source: RefSeq, a predicted model, not a curated record